UCACAACUUCGCGAUUGCAUUCAUAAAGAUAGCAAUUAUGUUCCAUCUGAAACUUUUAUGACAAACUAAUUCUGUUAUCAAAAAGAUUAUUCCGAUAUUACAAAUAAAUCAGCUAUUAUCGGCGAACCUUAGUCGAAGCCUACGCAUCUACAUACUUAGUCUUGUAAAUAAUUUGCAGAGAAUACGUUUCCGAAAACGGGCUUUCGUGAUUAUUGGUACGAUCCGCACGAUGUUAUCAGCGAAAUAACACGCCAAAGAUCGAAACUGAGGUCAUUCCGACAAACAUGAGUGUCAACAACAAGCAUUCGGCUGCUCCAGGAAGGGCACCGCAAGUGAUAUCCAGUUUGGAAGUUCUGCCGGAACUAGAGGAAGCUACUCUCAUCAAUGGAGCGCCAACGCCGAGUCUUCACGUCGACAGGAAGUUCCAAGGGAAGGAGUCGAUCCUGUCGUCCCAAAUCAGCCUGUUCGUGGAGGAGACGAAGCCUGACAUUCCCGACGGGGGAUGGGGAUGGCUCGUGGUGUUGGCUGCUUUCGUGAUAAACGCGGUGUCUGAAGGCAUAAUUUUUACUUUUGGUUUGCUCUACAUCGAGUUCUUGAAAGAGUUCAGGGCGUCGAAGUCUGCAACUUCCUGGAUUGGGAGUCUGUUCAUGGCAAUUCCUCUUCUUUCAGGCCCCAUAGCCAGCGCCUUCGUGGACAGGUACGGCUGCAAAUCCAUGACGGUAUUAGGAGCCCUCAUCUGCGUCACCGGCUUCGUCAUCAGCUCCUACGUCAAAUCAAUAGGUGUCAUGUAUGUCACGUUCGGCGUCAUUGGCGGGCUGGGUCGUGGUCUCUCUUACGUUACAGCCGUCGUUUCGAUCGCCUUCUGGUUCGAAAAGAAAAGGGCGUUCGUCCUUGGUCUAGCUGCCAGCGGGGCAGGGUUUGGAACCAUCGUCUUCGCCCCUCUUUCUACGUGGUUGCUCUAUGAGUACGGAUGGAGGGGAACUUUGCUUAUUUUCGCCGGACUUUUUGCCAACAUGUGCGUGUGCGGGGUGCUGAUGAGGAAUCCUGAUUGGAUAAUAGAGGAGGAAAGGCGGCAGAACAAAGAAAAGGAACAAAAGAAGAACGAGGCCAACAUGGAGAUCUUAAGAAAAGGCCUGCAGAGCAAAGAGACCCAACAUUUAUUGCCAAAUGCCAACAGUACUGAGCGUGGAAAUAAUCGAAUAAUGUCGGAAGUCAGUCUCCCAACGUACCUCAAACGACAUGAAAAGGUGCCCGUAGAAGUUUUAAAACAGCUAAGCACGAACAAAGAACUGUACAAGGUGAUAGUGGACAACUACCCCACAUUAGCAGACUGCAAAAGCGAAUCAAAUGAAGUUCACAGCAGCGAAAACAAGGACCUACACCUGAUUCGGAGAAACUCCAAGACCAAGAAGAGCCACCACCACAGUCACAGCUACUUGAAGAACAUAAGGUUUAGGAAAAAUUCCAUGGUGUGCAGGAGCGCUAUGCUCAACAUACACAAGUACAAGAUCAAAGCCUCGAGCUGUCCGAAUGUUUACAGGAAUUCUGUUACGACAGACGAUGACGAGGAGGAAGAGAAAUGGUACAAAGAAUAUAUAGACAUCCUUAAAGAUCUAACGAACUUCUCGCUAUUCUUGGAGCUGCACUUCUUCCUGCUAGCUCUGUCGACUAUAAUCUUGUUCAUAUGGUUUAUAGUUCCAUACUUUUACCUCGCCGAACACAUGAAUAGGUCUGGAUACAGUGAAUCCCAAGCGUCGUUAGUUUUGUCUAUAAUUGGAUUUACAAAUACCCUAGGAAUGAUCGUACUAGGCUGGAUAGGUGACAAACUAAACGUUGCGAAAACCUACGCCAUCUGUCUCAUCCUGACUGGAGUAUCUGUGGGAAGUAUGAUGUUCUUCACCGACAGUUUUAUAUUACUAACAACGAGUAGUGCCUUUUUUGGACUGUUUUUCGCGAGCUGUUUCUCUCUUACGCCCUCCUUGCUGGCUGAACUCGUUUCACUUGAAGACUUCACCAUGGCUUACGGCUUGGUUCUGCUUUGCGAUGGUAUUGGCAACUUGACAGGGCCACCCUUGGCUGGUUUACUUUUCGACUUGACGGGGUCUUGGGACCAAUCUUUUUACCAAGCUGCUUUCUGGAUAAUUAUAUCAGGAGUUUUGGUGGGCAUAAUACCUUACACAAAAAACAGAAAACUAGGAGGAGGUGAAAUCUUGCAAAAUAAAAAUGAUAAUAAGAAUAAGGAAACGAAGCGGCGAAUUAUAGUGCACUAACAAAUUGACAAUAAUUUUAAAAUCAGUGUUGUGCUAUAGACCAGAUAUUUUAAAAUUCCUCUUAAGAAACAUUAAAACGAUAAAUUAGAUUUAUAAGCGAAGAUUUUACUUACAUUUCAAUAAAUGUUAGUAAAUCAAUGAAAAGAAGAUUGUGUAAAGUGCCUAAAAUUAUAUGUAGGUAUAUCAACUUUUAUAGCAGCUAAUAUCAGUGAAAGUUGGUUGAAACAGAACUUGGAAACACUCAAAUCGUGUUAUAAUGUUUCAAAAUAUUUGUAAAUCGAAAGCAUUCUAUUCGAAUCUGAUUGCUAUAAAAAAUUCCCUUUGUACCUGUAUAUAAUAUUUUACCUAAAUAAAAUGUACCAUUUAUUCCUCUAA
Anoplophora glabripennis (Asian longhorned beetle) is the source of this 2645-nucleotide messenger RNA. Its product is annotated as monocarboxylate transporter 9. The transcript has 7 exons. Gene Ontology annotation, biological process: monocarboxylic acid transport; transmembrane transport. The record is from RefSeq and is a predicted model, not a curated record. Lineage: Eukaryota; Metazoa; Arthropoda; Insecta; Coleoptera; Cerambycidae. Gene Ontology annotation, molecular function: monocarboxylic acid transmembrane transporter activity. The coding region runs from base 285 to 2270 and encodes 661 amino acids.